This is a messenger RNA of Pyrus x bretschneideri (Chinese white pear), 2110 nucleotides long. RefSeq names its product early nodulin-75-like. The coding region runs from base 33 to 1826 and encodes 597 amino acids. The record is from RefSeq and is a predicted model, not a curated record. The transcript has a single exon. Lineage: Eukaryota; Viridiplantae; Streptophyta; Magnoliopsida; Rosales; Rosaceae.
UUCGAACCAUCCCAGAACAUAAGAGUCUAAAGAUGUCUCCCAAUUACUUGCUAGUUUUUCUUGUCGGAGUGGUGGUUUUCACCACUUCAACUCCUUCUCUUGCCCUGAAACCCCCAAUAAUUCCCAAGCCUCCUCCUUCCCACAACCCACCAAAUCACAAGACUCCAACCCCACUUAACAAGGAAGAGCCUUUCCCAUUCCCAGAGAAGAAGCCCCUAACCCAACAUAACGAGCUCCUCAAGGGCAAAGGAGAGAAGCCUCCACCCAAGCACAAGCCACCACACAAUGAACACCACUUGCUAGAGGUGGAAGGCAAAAUUCCCGAGGGACAAAAGCCACCUCAAGAGCACACUGAGGAUCCAGAGUUUGUGAAGCCACCACCAGAGCACAAACCAGGACAACCAGGUGAUGAACCUCCCAAGGGUAAGAAGCCACCACCGGAGCACAAGCCGCCUCACAAUGAACAAAACACCGGACGUCGUUUAUUAGAGGCAGAGUCAUUGGAUGGGAAAUUGCCUCCUAAGGGAAAGAAGCCACCACCGGAGCACAAGCCGCCUCACAAUGAACAAAACACCGGACGUCGUUUAUUAGAGGCAGAGUCAUUGGAUGGGAAAUUGCCACCUAAGGGAAAGAAGCCACCACCUCCUAAGGGAAAGAAGCCACCACCGGAGCACAAGCCGCCUCACAAUGAACAAAACACCGGACGUCGUUUAUUAGAGGCAGAGUCAUUGGAUGGGAAAUUGCCUCCUAAGGGAAAGAAGCCACCACCGGAGCACAAGCCACCUCACAAUGAACAAAACACCGGACGUCGUUUAUUAGAGGCAGAGUCAUUGGAUGGGAAAUUGCCUCCUCAAGGAAAGAAGCCACCACCGGAGCACAAGCCGCCUCACAAUGAACAAAACACCGGACGUCGUUUAUUAGAGGCAGAUUCAUUGGAAGGGAAAUUGCCUCCUGAGGGAAAGAAGCCACCACCGGAGCACAAGCCACCUCAUAAUGAACAAAACACCGGACGUCGUUUAUUAGAGGCAGAGUCAUUGGAUGGGAAAUUGCCUCCUAAGGGAAAGAAGCCACCACCAGAGCACAAGCCGCCUCACAAUGAACAAAACACCGGACGUCGUUUAUUAGAGGCAGAGUCAUUGGAUGGGAAAUUUCCACCUAAGGGAAAGAAGCCACCACCUCCUAAAGGAAAGAAGCCACCACCGGAGCACAAGCCGCCUCACAAUGAACAAAACACCGGACGUCGUUUAUUAGAGGCAGAGUCAUUGGAUGGGAAAUUGCCUCCUAAGGGAAAGAAGCCACCACCGGAGCACAAGCCGCCUCACAAUGAACAAAACACCGGACGUCGUUUAUUAGAGGCAGAUUCAUUGGAUGGGAAAUUGCCUCCUAAGGGAAAGAAGCCACCACCGGAGCACAAGCCGCCUCACAAUGAACAAAACACCGGACGUCGUUUAUUAGAGGCAGAGUCAUUGGAUGGGAAAUUGCCUCCUAAGGGAAAGAAGCCAAAGCCACCUCCAAAAGGCAAGCCACCAACCCCACUUGAACAUAAUGACGAUGGAGAUCACAAGCCAUUCCCUGAACAAGACCUAAAACCAAAGCCAGUUGAGCAGCCUCCUAAGGGUAAGGGAGAUAAGCCACCGAAGGGUAAGGGAGAUGAGCCACCUCAUCAUGAUCGUCAUCUUGAAGAGAAUGUGGUGGAGGAGGGAAGAGACUCAGAUCACAAGCCACCUCGGAAACUAAAACCCCCAGUUGGUACUGGGAAGAAGCCCCCAACUCGCCCUGUCAAGCCACCCCAAAAACCACCACACAAGCCUCCAUUUCCGAACUGAUGAUGCAUGCAUGCAUGGAUGACUAGCUUGCUGGCUCGGUUCCAUAUAUUAUUAUGUAGAAUAAAAGUGACCAUCUGUUACAACUAUUACGUACGAACGUAGUUGCAUGCAUGCCACUAUUUGUACUACUUGGUACCAUCGUGGUAUUUAGCGCUCAGCUAGCUAGCAAUUGAGGAUUAGUUCAGAGAUAUGGAGUUGUAUGCUCUUCUCAUGUAUAGCAUCUAGUGUCAUCUAUGGUCUGAUUAUAAAUAUUAAUAUAUGAACUAUGCACUCUUUUCGUUUUA